AGGAUAGAUAUGAGUGUGCAACCAUAUGAAAGUCAACGAUCUCAUCAUCUCUAUAAAGCAGCAUUUGGACUGAGUAAUCGAAGUUGACAACAAUUCCAAAUUCUCAAAAUCCUAAAAAAUCAGGUCAAAUCCACCAUGUUCUCAGAUCAAAAUCUUUACCACUAUAGUCUCCUUUCUCUCUUCCUAAUCGGACCACCAACUUUCCUUGCUUGUCACUUCCUCGCUGCCCCUUAUGGUAAACACAACCGCCCUGGUUGGGGACCCACCAUGUCACCACCAUUAGCUUGGUUUUUAAUGGAAAGUCCAACACUUUGGCUUACACUUCUCUUAUUCCCUUUUGGUAAAAAUUACACCAACCCAUUAUCCUUUAUCCUCAUUUCACCUUACCUUUUUCAUUACACUAAUCGUACCAUUAUUUACCCAAUUAAACUCUACUUCACUCGCCAGAAAAUCAAGAAUGGUUUACCGGCGAGUGGUUUUCCGGUGAGUGUUGCGUUGAUGGCUUUUGGGUUUAAUCUCUUGAAUGCUUAUGUGCAGGCUAGAUGGGUGUCUCAUUAUGCUGAUUGUGAUUCUAAUGAGUGGUUUUGGAUCCGGUUUUCCGGCGGAUUGGCGGUUUUUGCUAGCGGUAUGGUGAUGAAUGUUUGGGCUGAUAAGGUGUUGGUGGGCUUGAAGAGUGAAGGUGGUGGAUAUAAGAUACCAAAAGGUGGGCUUUUUGAAUAUGUGAGUUGUCCUAAUUAUUUGGGUGAGAUAGUUGAAUGGUUAGGUUGGGCUUUGAUGACUUGGUCUUGGGCUGGGUUUGGGUUUUUUCUGUAUACUUUUGCUAAUUUGGUACCUAGAGCUCGUUUUAAUCAUGAAUGGUAUUUGCAGAAAUUUGGAGAAGAUUAUCCUAGGAAAAGAAAAGCUGUUAUUCCAUUCUUGUAUUAAGUUUUUUAGGAGUGGAUGUGAUUAUGCAAUGUAAUGGCUUCUGUGAAUGUUAUUGUUUUUGGACUAUAUGUCUGUGGUUUACUUCGAUAUUUGACAUUUGAGCCUUCUCUAAUAUUUGAUUCAA
Lycium ferocissimum is the source of this 1048-nucleotide messenger RNA. RefSeq names its product steroid 5-alpha-reductase DET2. Bases 136 to 924 code for a protein of 262 amino acids. Gene Ontology annotation, molecular function: 3-oxo-5-alpha-steroid 4-dehydrogenase activity. Gene Ontology annotation, biological process: brassinosteroid biosynthetic process. The transcript is spliced from 2 exons. The record is from RefSeq and is a predicted model, not a curated record. Gene Ontology annotation, cellular component: membrane. NCBI's taxonomy places the organism in Eukaryota, Viridiplantae, Streptophyta, Magnoliopsida, Solanales, Solanaceae.